AUGAGAAUCCUUGUCGGAGUGAAGAGAGUCGUCGACUAUGCUGUCAAGGUAACCCCUCCGUCCCAUCUGUUCCGCCCUUUGAACCUCUUCUUCUCUCAGAUUCGCGUCAAGCCAGACAGAUCGGGCGUCGUGACGGAAGGAGUGCAGCACAGUAUGAAUCCUUUCGACGAGAUCGCCCUCGAAGAAGCCGUGAAGCUGAAAGAGAAGAAGCUCGCCACGGAGGUCGUCGCCUUCUCGCUCGGAGGACCGAAAUCGGCCGAAGUGCUCAGAACCGCACUGGCCAAAGGAGCCGACAAAGCUAUCCACGUGCAGGUGACGGACGCAGAAGCCGGGAAUCUAGAGUCGUUUCACGUGGCGAAGGCGUUGCAAAAGAUCGUGGAACAGGAGAAGUUUGACGCCGUCUUCCUUGGGAAGCAAGCGAUCGACGACGACUCCUCGCAGACUGCUCCUUUGCUCGCCGGUCUGCUCGAAUGGCCGCAGGCUCUGUAUGCUUCGAAAGUCGAAGACGCAGGUUCCGGACAUCUGAAAGUGACGAGGGAAAUCGACGGAGGACUCGAUACCAUCAAGGUGAACUGACUGUCUAGUGUACUUAAAUGAGAACCGGACGAUUUCAGGUGAAGACUCCUUUCGUAUUGUCGGCUGACCUUAGGCUCAAUGAGCCUCGCUACGCCACUCUUCCGAACAUUAUGAAAGCGAAGAAGAAGCCGCUGAAGAACAUUCCCGUCAAGGAUUUGGGAGUUGAUCUGGUCGCUCAGGCAGAGACUCUCGAAGUGACCGAACCACCCGUUCGUCAGGCCGGAGGAUUCGUGGAGGACGUGGAUGCGCUCGUUUCCAAACUGAAGGAAAAGGGAUUCGUCAAGGCCUGA
Messenger RNA from Caenorhabditis sp. 36 PRJEB53466, 866 nucleotides. The record is from the annotation of a GenBank genome assembly. NCBI's taxonomy places the organism in Eukaryota, Metazoa, Nematoda, Chromadorea, Rhabditida, Rhabditidae.